AUGAACAUUGCGGCCCCAACCUUCAAUGCACUUAAUAAGCCUCAAAAGCGCGCUCUAAUCCUGCGAGAUCAACUCCGCUUCAUCGACCCGCAACAUCUAAAUGGGUUCCUAGAAGGAGUCAGUAAAGAUGAGCCACCAACGUACAAGAAAGUCGAUGGUGUCAUCCAACCUGAACUCACCCUGGUCACACUCAAGGCAGAAGCCACACACUUUGACCUUGGAAAUGUGUUGCUCGCUGAGGAAAAGAAUGCCAUCUAUCGGGUCCACCUAGUAGUCGAGAAUGGCCACAUAGAUAUGCGCGCCGAAGAUCCGCUUCCGCAGGACGAUGAUGUUCUUGAUUCCGUACCCAUUCAUGGCUUCAUUGCUAAGGGUAUGGUGCCUUUGUUCAGGGAUAAGUUCCAUGCCAUCUAUUCCCGAAUAAACAAGAUCAAUGGAGCUAGGCAGGCAGCUUACAAAAUGGCGAACCAGGCGCCAACACUCGUUCAUGAUGGAGAGACUCUCACAAGGCUUAAUCCUCCCAAGCGUGAGCAAAGCCAGUCAGCUUCACAGUUAAAUCAGAGUGGAUCAUACCAGGUCAAGCAGCAUACUUCAAACAAGCGCAAGCGCACAGGUCUUGAUACCAUCCCCGAAGACACUAAGAGCAGGAUAUUCGACAUCAUUCCAAGCAACGUCAAAGUCAACCUCUUUAACAGCAUCGCGGAAGCCGCUAUUCCGAACUUUGAUAACGUGAUGAUGGCAUCCUGGAAUGUCGUAUCCAUCUACUCCGCCUGCGGGAGCGACUUCCCCGACCUCCACCGGUCAAUUGUUACCUUGAAGAGCGUACUCCAGGAUUUCGACGAGGCAUUCGGUAAACGCGUCGACCGAGAGACACCCAAAUAUCGGAACGAUUUCUGCGGUCAUGCACAGAGUGACGAGAACGGAGGUGGUGAUGGGAACUGCACACCAGGCCAGCAUAGACAUGACGGUAGAAUUCGCCCCAUCUCACACGCCCUUGCCAACAACGAGAAUGCUGGAGGAAUUGUAAAUCAACCAGAGAAUCCGAAUACUGACCAUAACAUCUCUAAGCAGAAGGACAUGGCCACACCAAAAGACGGCACUGAGCAAACCAGCGAUGAGGAGAAACCAAACAUAUCAUCCCCCUUCCAACCACCCCACCCCGCAAACCCCUCAGAAAGAGAAGAAGGAGGAAUUAACCAAGAAGAAACACAAAUUCGCUACACUAAUACCCAUCCCUUUUCCGCCCGAACCCCAUACAACACCGCCACGUUCCCGUCCAGAAAAUGCCUCGACACCCGUUCUGCUACACCUGACAGCAGACUUGAAAAAUUUGGGGUGCCAAAAUAUUCUCGCGAGGAUUUGGAUAGCAGAACUUCUUUGCCUGCGAACUAUCCAGCUCGUUCCACGCCUGCGCCCAGAACGAGCACGCUGGGUACCGCGCCUGUGGCGAAUAUGGUGCCGAAUGGGCAGAAGAAGAAGAAGAAGAAGAAGAAGAAGAAGAAGGAUAAGAGGGAUGAGAGGGUUGGCGAGUAGAUUACAUACUCUAGGGGUUUUCGAAAAUGGGAGGAAUCGAGUGUGAUUUCCAAAAGAAAUGCCAAAGUAUGUAUUUGGGGUACGGUGAGGCAGAGUUGCACGAUCAAAGGGUUACCAGAGCGAGUAAGCAGAAUUAAGGAAAAGGAAUUAG
Messenger RNA from Bipolaris sorokiniana ND90Pr, 1681 nucleotides. RefSeq lists its product as uncharacterized. The record is from RefSeq and is a predicted model, not a curated record. The coding region runs from base 1 to 1530 and encodes 509 amino acids. The transcript is spliced from 3 exons. Lineage: Eukaryota; Fungi; Ascomycota; Dothideomycetes; Pleosporales; Pleosporaceae.